AUGUGGGCACUCUUGCUCAUCUGCACAGUGCUGAAUACAUGGCUAGGGAUGAUACUUCCCGUGUUGGAAGUCUUCAUCGGCAUUGCCCAUGUGCUUGGAUUUUUUGCAGUUCUCAUACCGAUUAUCUACCUCGGGCCGCGCGCCGAUGCAAGAUCUGUCUUUAUUCAAACGUAUAAUCUGGGCGGUUGGCGGGAUGUUACACUAGCGACAUUGGUUGGCCUGAAAGGAACGGUUGCUGUGUUUUUAGGCACGGAUGGCGUUGUCCAUAUGGCCGAAGAGGUAGCGAAUAGUAGUGUCGUGGUCCCGCACUCCAUGUUGUUCGCCAUCGCCAUCAAUGGAAUCCUUGGAUUUGCAAUGCUGAUCGCUUUCCUUUUUACCGCUGGAGACUUCACUGCGAUCUUGAAGUCCCAAGCGACAUUCCCGUUUAUGCACAUUCUGGAGAAUUCCACCAAGAGCAAGGGAGCCUCAAUCGUUCUCUCGAGUAUGAUAGCCAUCAUGCAGGCUUGCGCGGGACUAGGUGGAAUCUCAUCCGGUAGUCGCAUGCUGUGGGCGUUUUCGCGAGAACGGGCUCUUCCAGGCUGGCGAUGGAUACAUAAGUCAUCGCUGCAGGUUUAA
This is a messenger RNA of Penicillium verrucosum, 615 nucleotides long. RefSeq names its product amino acid transporter. Gene Ontology annotation, molecular function: transmembrane transporter activity. The transcript is spliced from 4 exons. Gene Ontology annotation, cellular component: membrane. NCBI's taxonomy places the organism in Eukaryota, Fungi, Ascomycota, Eurotiomycetes, Eurotiales, Aspergillaceae. Gene Ontology annotation, biological process: transmembrane transport. The record is from RefSeq and is a predicted model, not a curated record. The coding region runs from base 1 to 615 and encodes 204 amino acids.